UCUUAUUUGCCGUCAUGACAGGUGAGACGAUACGUCCCGCGCGCAAGGAUCAUUACAAAGGCAACAAAAAUGCCCAAGUCGUCGACUCGUUCGACGACACCCCCAACGGGACCAUCCCCGGCGGCACCGUUCAUCAUUUGAAAUCCAACAAGGCUUUCCUGAAGUCGGUCAAACCGGCGGCACUGCACCAUCACCACCAGCAGCAACAACAGCAGCUGAAUGCAAACAACCUGAACGGCACCGUCGUCAACGACGACAAUAAGAAUCCGAUCAUCCUCAUCAGCGAGGAUUUCCCGGUGCACGAGUGCGUGUUCAAGGGGGAUGUGAGACGGCUCUCCUCCCUCAUCAGGAUGCACAGCAUCUCUCAGAAAGACGUCCACGGUAAUACACCUCUCCAUCUGGCUGUGAUGCUGGGCCACAAAGAAUGUGCCCUUCUCCUUCUGGCCCACAAUGCACCUGUAAAGAUGAAGAACGCACAGGGAUGGAGCCCUCUGGCAGAAGCCAUCAGCUACGGCGACAGACAAAUGAUCACAGCAAUACUCCGCAAACUCAAGCAACAGUCCAGGGAGAGUGUGGAGGACAAAAGGCCAAAAUUGCUCAAAGCCCUCAGGGAGCUUGGCGACUUUUACCUGGAGCUGCACUGGGAUUUUCAAAGCUGGGUGCCUCUGUUGUCCCGAAUGCUUCCCUCUGAUACUUGUAAAAUCUACAAACAAGGCAUCAAUAUCAGGUUGGACACCACCCUCAUCGACUUCAUCGACAUGAAAUGUCAGCGCGGAGACCUCAGCUUCAUCUUCAACGGCGACGCGCCGCCCGCGCAGUCCUUCGUGGUCCUGGACAACGAAGCCAAAGUGUACCAAAGAAUACACCACGAGGAGUCUGAGAUGGAGACGGAGGAGGAGGUGGACAUCUUGAUGAGCAGCGACGUCUACUCGGCCACCCUGUCCACCAAGUCCAUCACCUUCUCCCGGACUCAGAGCGGCUGGCUCUUCAGGGAGGACAAAACCGAGCGGGUGGGCAACUUCCUGGCGGAUUUCUACGCCGUCAACGGCCUGGUGCUGGAGUCCAGGAAGCGGCGCGAGCACCUGAGCGAGGAGGACAUCAUCAGGAACAAAGCCAUCAUGGAGAGCCUCAGCAAAGGCGGCAGCAUCAGCGAGCACAACUUCGAGUCCGUGAGGAGGCAGUCCCUCUCGGCGCCGGCCCCCAACACCAUCUCCUGGGAAGAGUACAUCACGGCAGAGCAUGGAAAACCUCCUCAUGUGGGCAGAGAGCUGGUGUGCAAAGAGAACAAGAAGCACUUCAAGGCCACCGUCGCCAUGAGCCAGGACUUCCCUCUGGGUAUCGAGUCCUUGCUGAACGUGCUGGAGGUGGUGGCCCCCUUCAAGCACUUCAACAAGCUGCGGGAGUUCGUCCAGAUGAAGCUGCCCCCCGGCUUCCCUGUCAAACUCGACAUCCCCGUGUUCCCGACCAUCACGGCCACCGUCACCUUCCAGGAGUUCCACCGCGACCGCUUUGAGGGCUCGCUCUUCGUCAUCCCGUCCGACUUCAAGGAAGACCCCAGCCGCUUCCCGGACCUCUGACCGCCUGCAGACGCCGGCCUCCGUUGAAAACCACUCUCCCGAUAUGCAUAGAAAUUUAAAAAAAAAAAAAAAAAAUAUAUAUAUAUAUAUAUAUAUAUAUAUAUAUAUAUGUAUACGAGCAUAUUGUAUUUCUCAAAGCGGCUGCCAGCGAGGAUCUAUUUACAUAACUGCAAAUGAGGGCCAGGCCUUUAUCUUUUGGAAUUGUAGGAAAUCAUAUUUAUCAAAUGAGUUUAACGUGAAUGAGGAAGGACUUGAGUUGCAUCGACAUGGACGCACGUGUUGCGGAGUGACCGCGUCGGGAACGAAGCUAGUCCGGAUCGUCUCGAAGGAGUUUACGACACGCGCCGACUCUUUACGUGCCGCUGUCUCGGUUAGCGGCAGACUUCAAAUGGAUUUACUCGUUAAUGUCUAUGAACAGAGAUGAUUAAUUACGCGUAAUCUAUUUUUUUUUUUAUUAAGGUAAAGUAAAAACCGCACUUAUUGGGUGCAGCAAAUACCGGAGGGGAGAAAUCUGCCGUCGAUCCAAAGCAACGCGAUGCUUUCGUGCUGCAAUUCUCAUCAAAGGAAUCGUUCAACCCAUUAAAAGAUGAACACACUUUGAAAAGGUCGAGAUGAACUUCAGUGUAUGAUCAAAGGCAUGGAUGGAGAUUCAUUUCUAAAUUUUUGUUUUGUUCAAAACGACAACGCGACGAAUUUGAUGCUUCGGGGGUAACAGGUUUAAUAUUCAUCUUCUCGUUUAUUUCCAGUGUCCCGACACUCUCUUGUCCAUCCAUCCAUCAUCUACCGCUUUUCCGGGUCAGGUCGCGGUGGAAGUGGCUUCAGCAGGGAUACCCAGACUUCCCGUUCCCCGGCCACUUCUUCCAGCUCUUCCGGAGGGAUCCCGAGGCGUUCCCGAGCCAGCCGAGAGGCGUGUCCCGGGUCGUCCUCGGGGUCUCUUUCCGGUGGGACCUUCCCGGAACACCUCACCAGGGAGGCGUCCGGGAGGCAUCCGGAUCAGAUGCCCCCGCCACCUCAUCUGCGGAGGACCAGCGGCUCGACACUGAGCCCCUCCCUGAUGACCGAGCUUCUCACUCUAUCUCUAAGGGAGAGCUCGGACACCGAGCGGAGGAAACUCAUUUCGGCCGCUUGUAUCCGGGAUCUUGUUCUUUCGGUCACUACCCACAGCUCAUGCCCGUAGGUGGGAGUAGGAACGUGGAUCGGCUGGUAAAUUGAGAGCUUCGCCUUGCGUCUGGGCUCCCUCUUUACCACAUCGGACCGAUACAAAGUCCGCAUCACCGCAGACCCUGCGCCGAUCCGUCUGUCGAUCUCCCGCUCCGUUCUUCCCCUCACUCGUGAACAAGACCCCGAGAUACUCGAACUCCUCCACUUGGGGAAGGAUCUCAUCCCCGACCCGGAGAGGGCACGCCACCCUUUUCCGGCUGAGGACCACAGUCUCGGAUUUGGAGGCGCUGAUUCUCAUCCCGGCCGCUUCGCGCGCUCGGCUGCGAAUCGCUCCAGUGAGAGCUGGAGAUCUCGGCUUGAUGAAGCCCACAGAACCGCAUCAUCCGCAAAGAGCAGAGAUGCGAUCCUGAGGCCACCAAACCGGAAACGCUCUACGUUAUCAACAAAAUCGGUGACAAAGGGCAGCCUUGGCGGAGUCCAACUCUCACCGGAAACGACUCGGACUUAUUGCCGGCAAUGCGGACCGAACAGCUCGUAUCAGGGGGGUUGGGUACCCCACACUCCCGAAGAACUCCCCCACAGGACUCCCCGAGGCACACUGUCGAAUGCCUUCUCCGAGUCCACAAAACACAUCUAGACUGGUUGGGCGAACUCCAUUGCACCCUCGAGGAUCCGACCGAGGGUGGACACUGUCUUGUGCAAAUAGUUUUGUCUCCUCAGCAAACCAAAAAAUGUUGAAUCCUUCCACUUUGUGAUGCAUUUGUACAUAAAUGUACUGUACGUAUACGUCUCUACUCAUGGACUUGUGUAGCAAUACAUUGACGGUACGCCAGAAUGUUUGUAAAUGAGCUCGGAAACGCGUCCGUGUUCCGCAUUCAGGUCAGCUCACGUUUACCUCGACCUCCGCCCCGUUCUUUCCCGUGGUCCUGUCAAAGAUCGGAACCCGCCCUUCAGGUUUUCUGCCAUGUCAGAGGGCAACUUUUGUGGUGCGCAGUUGAAACGAGGACGACGGACCUCCAAACGCGUUCAGCGCUUGCUAGUAUUUUGGAAAACGAAGCUGUGAAAUUGUUGCCACUCAUUUUCCUUUUCAAGAAAGCACCAGCGUCACAUGUCAAAUGUUCAACUUCGACCAUGAAAGUGUUUGUACAUCUGCAGAAUAAAUAUGCACUUAACUGUU
Messenger RNA from Syngnathoides biaculeatus (alligator pipefish), 3915 nucleotides. Its product is annotated as ankyrin repeat domain-containing protein 13C-like. Gene Ontology annotation, cellular component: cytoplasm. Lineage: Eukaryota; Metazoa; Chordata; Actinopteri; Syngnathiformes; Syngnathidae. The record is from RefSeq and is a predicted model, not a curated record. The transcript is spliced from 13 exons. Gene Ontology annotation, molecular function: protein binding. The coding region runs from base 15 to 1577 and encodes 520 amino acids.